AUGCCUUUAAGCAAAGGUGCUAAAGCGCCCGCAAAGGAGUCAAUCCACUUCGUCAAUGCCCGUCCGACCUCGGAAAACGAGAAGCUGAGGAUCCAGCGACUGGUGAGGGCACAUGUGGGAAAAUGGAUUUCCGACCAAACCAAGGACCGCUCGUCGGCAGGAGAAUCUUCGGACUCGAAUUCGAAUCGCGAGGAGUCCCGCGAUCCGGCGUCGCAGAAGCUUGAAAUCGAUACUGAAGAAACGUUAUUCCCUUCAUCCUCCUCGCCCUCUGCCGGGUCGUCGUCGCGCGAGUCCCCCGAGUCUACCAUCUCGCGCAGCCUGUCCCUCUCCAUCCGGUCCGCUUCUUACGUCCCGCUUCCACCGAUAGCUUCCUCUCACACCCACGAACCGUUGGAAGACGACGCGGAAGGCCAUGGCGAGUACAACUCCUGUCAAUUGGUGGUGGAUUCUGCGAAUCGAGAAACUACUUGUUCUCCGGGGAAAGAAAAUGGCUCUCUCCGUGGCUACACCAUCAAGGCCAUGGGCAGUAACGUGUUCGAUCCUUUUCACACCUACCCGUCGCAUUAUACUCCCGAAGCCGUCCAUGCGUGUGAAAGAUACUGCAUAGACGUUCUCUGGCCCACGUUGACUCCCCCAACUCCCGGAGACCGCGACGUCUCUGCCACGAAAAACUGGCUUCCCCUGUCAUUGGCCGAUCCUGUUCUGUUCACUGCCUUUUUGUUUGGUUCGCUGUCGCACCAACGUUGUCGAUGGAUCAACAGACAGAUUCCGGACGGGGCAUUUAGCGCUCGCGAUCAGCGACUCCUACAGCAAUGUGAAUACGAAACCAUCAUGCUGGCCAACAAGGCUUUCAGUGAUCCGGAUCACAAUCGGGUUCUUAGCGAUUCUAUCAUACUUAGUGUCAUUUGCAUGGCUCACAACAUCGCCGAUGACAACGAUCAUCGACGGCAUCGAAACAUCCCAUUCACACCGCCCUUGACGCAGCUACAAUGGCUCGACGUGUACGCAAGCUUGCCACCAAAUCCUGUCCACUUGCGGGGCUUGGUCGAGCUGAUUAAAUUACGGGGUGGCUUGAAAAAUAUCAAGCUGCCGGGUUUAGCCACUACCGUAGCUUUUUCCGCGAUCUUGACUGCGAGCUAUCUGCUUUCGCAGCCUGCGUUUGAAUACAUACCGUUCCAUGCGCCGCGACAAGGCCUCACAUUACAAGAGUUACUAGGAUACACCUCUCUUGACGUGGAGCUGGGGUUUGGUCGACUGCGUCAAAUCGGCUUUACCCUAGAAAUGGCGGACGUCUUCCAAGCUCUAAGAGUCUACACGAACAUCGUCAUCGAACACAUCAACGUCUCCCAUUCCAACCCCGACCUGUCCCUUCUCUGCGACCAGCGCAACCUCGUCCAGUACCACCUCCUCAACCUCCCCUCCGCCCGCCAUCUCGCCACCUGGUUCCCCCACCCACACCAUCAAACCAUCUACGAAUCCUGCCGUCUAGCAGCCCUCAUCUACGCCGUCGGCGUCACCUUCCCCCUCCCAUCCCAAUGCUCGCCUCUCCCCCCCCAAGUCGCCCUCCUCUGGGCCCUAACCCUCGGCGGCAUCGCGGCCGAGAACCGUCCCGAACGGGCCUGGUUCGUACAGACCCUCGCCCAAGCGGCGGCCAAUAAUGGGAUCUACUCCUGGCCGGAGCUGAAGAGCGUACUGGAGUUCAUGCUCUGGUAUGAUACUGCGUGUGACCGGGCGGGGUAUACCCUCUGGCUGGAAGUGGUGGGAUGUUUGUGAUGAGAUGUUAAUUGUCUUGUUGGCGUUGUGUUUCGUCGGUGGCGUUCGCUUUCGGGCUUUCUUGAAUUGGGAUCGGUCUCCGGGUUAUGUAUGGAGUUGGAUAUGAUUUACGAUGGUCAUGACAUGACGUUUUGGCGCAGCUCAAGACAGACGGAUGGAUGGAUGGGAUGUACUCUAUAUGGACAUAGUAAUAUACAGAUACACAGCCAACACCAAUAUACACAAAAGCGUAACGUAUCAUCAUCAUCAGCAGCAGCAGAGCAGCAGUAGCAGCCAGUAAGGAAAGCAAAGAGCAAAUAUCC
This is a messenger RNA of Aspergillus novofumigatus IBT 16806, 2075 nucleotides long. RefSeq lists its product as uncharacterized. The transcript has 4 exons. Lineage: Eukaryota; Fungi; Ascomycota; Eurotiomycetes; Eurotiales; Aspergillaceae. Bases 1 to 1773 code for a protein of 590 amino acids. The record is from RefSeq and is a predicted model, not a curated record.